AUGAUCAAAAUAUUGUCAUUGCUCGGUUAUUUGCUGAUUGUUUUAAGUGUCACAUCUGUUUUGGGAGAUGAAAAUUUAACAUGCAAAAUAGGAGAAACAUUUUGGACAACGUGUACAUUAAAUGGACCGAUACUUGAGAAAGGAAGAACAAUAAAUCCUGUACGAAGUGAAGUUUACGGGUUAAUCAUUAGAAACGACGAAAGCGUAAAAUAUUUGCCUGAUAACGUUUCAUCAGUUUUUCCUAAAUUAACAAGUUACGAAGUCAAAAGAUGUUCAAUCGCUGACAUUCAUAAAUCGAAUUUCAAUGGAUUAUCGAAUUUAUUAACACUAAGUUUAAUGUACAAUCAAAUAGAAAGGAUCGAAGCCGAUGUUUUCGACGAUUUAGUUGAAUUGGAAACUUUGAACCUAGUUGGCAACAAAAUUAAGCACAUUGAUGUGGGUGCUUUUAAGAAUUUGAAGGAACUAAAAAAUUUAUUUUUGGAUUAUAAUCAAUUGGAGGAAUUGAAUGAUGAAUUAUUCAGAAAUCUGACUUCAUUGUAUGUCCUCAGUUUAGGAUUCAACUCAAUGAAAUCAAUCAACAUUUCAUUCGAUGGACUAAAAACAUUGAACCAUUUGGAUUUAAUGGGAAAUCAGUUGGAAAAGUUGGAAAAUGACUGGUUCAAAAACUUGGAGUCAUUGAAAUAUUUGACUCUCUCAUCUAAUUUAAUAACGGAAGUUGAUGAAAAUGCCUUCACUGGAUUGAGUAAUUUAUACUCAUUGGAUUUAAGUCACAAUCAGUUGGUGGGAGGAAUGGAUCACGCUAUGUUUAAAACUUUAUCUCACUUGCAUAUGUUGGAAAUGACAAACAACUCAAUUAAACAUAUUAACGCGAGUGCUUUUAAUGGAAUUGGCGACUUAAAAAGUUUGAUUUUAGAUCACAACCAAAUAGAAAAGUUGGAUCAUGUUGUGUUAACACAAUUGACAAAUUUAACUUAUCUUUAUAUGGCAAACAAUUCUAUUACUGAUGUCGAUGCCAAAUUUUUCGCCGAACGGUCGAAAUUCUUCCCCAACCUUAAGGAUGUUGAUUUAACAUCAAAUAUUUCUAUUAACAAAAUGUUUGUCCUAGAAGAUUUAAUAUCAUUGGAAGGACUCAUAAAAUGCAGAUGUGAGAAAAUUGCAGACUCGAAUGAUGUUUCAAUUGAUGAAUGUCAGAUUAAUGAAUUCAAAGAGGAAAUGUUGGCAAAAUUUUCCGAGUUAGAGAAAAAGCUACAUUUUUGUCGUUCUACAAUUUAAAUUGAUAACUGAAAUGCUUUUUUUUUGGUUUAUACGCUGAUUGAUAAAUAAAAUGCACGAAUAAAACACUGAACACUUUUAUGAUAACUUUUGCGUAACUUAUAGUAAAGUUUAACUAUUAAAAUAUUUCAAAAUGUCCACCACGACGUGGAUCAACAGCAGCAUCGAGUUUUCCAUUUCUUCUUGUGAUUGCAACUAUGGCUGCAAAACCAGUAAUAGUUGGAGAUUGUGGAUACAUUACAUGUCCUUUAGACUCUAAAAAUUUAACUAUUUCCGAGUCUAAUGCCUCUUCAUACUGAAUGCGCAUUGGUUGAAGUUGAUGAUGUAGUCGCUCUAGUUCAAUUGCCUGCUGCGCUGACUGUUGUAAAUACAAAUUAUAAAUUAUAAACUGUGUCACAGAAGGCAUUAUAAGAAUUCCGCCAGCCCCUCCAACAACCAUUGUCACUUCUUUAUUAUCAUUCACAAUGAUAGUCGGAGACAUUGAUGACAUUGGACUUUUCUUUGGUGCAAUGUAAUUUCCUGGUGCUGGAAGUAAACCGUCAG
This is a messenger RNA of Clunio marinus, 1815 nucleotides long. NCBI's taxonomy places the organism in Eukaryota, Metazoa, Arthropoda, Insecta, Diptera, Chironomidae. The record is from the annotation of a GenBank genome assembly.